AUGACCAGAACGAUCCCUGAUGAACUGGGUUGGUCCAGAACACUUUCCCUAUCUGGUGGUGAUCCCUGGCUCUGUGCUAUGAGGCUGUUGAUCCUGAGCUUGCUUGUUGUUCCUCCAUCACUACGGUAUCUAGAAAGACUAUGGGGGUCUAUCGAGACAGCUAAAUUCAUAUUCGUGACGGUUGUCGCGUCUAAUGUCAUUGCUGUUGGGCUCUCAUGGAUAGAGUACGUUGUUAUUGGGAAGCCAGAACUGUUCCUCUUUGGAAUGAUAUAUCGUGGCCAGUCUGCAUUACAGUGUGGAAUCCUGGUUGCCUUUACUCAAUUAAUCCCGGAGCACCAAGUACAGUUAUUUGGUGUAAUAAAAACACUCCCGAUGGCAUACGUGACCUACUCUAAUAUAAUGUGCAUCAUCGGAUAUCAAGCUCCUUUUAUUCUUAUUCAGUUUGGAUGGCUCGUAUCAUGGGUUUGGUUACGCUUCUACAAGCGAACGGUCUUGGAGGGAUCGUUGGGUGGCGUGACCACUCAUGGAGACCGUAGUGAAACCUUUGCGUUUGUGAAUUGGUUCCCGCCAAUUGCUCACAAACCGGUAUCAAUACUAUCAACUUUUGUGUACACAUACGCCGUGCGCUUCAACCUGGUGCACCCAUCUGGUUCUUCCGUUCCCGACGGAAACAACGUCGAGCUUGGUAACGGAGGAUAUGCACCUCUACCCGGUGGUGCACGGGCUGAAGCAGAACGAAGGCGUGCAAUGGCCCUGAAAGCCCUCGACCAGCGAAUGGCCGCAGUAUCGAAUUCACAGCCUGCGACCCAAACAUCGAUAUCUUCUGAAACGCCCGUAAUCCCGAAAGCGAACCAUGGACAUGCUUCGUCCUCGUCUCGCAAACUCUCAGUCACUUCGAUUCCUACUGAUUCCAAAGUACACAAGUCGGAUGAGGAUUCAACAAGAUAG
This is a messenger RNA of Rhizoctonia solani, 948 nucleotides long. RefSeq names its product integral membrane family protein. Gene Ontology annotation, biological process: retrograde vesicle-mediated transport, Golgi to endoplasmic reticulum. The record is from RefSeq and is a predicted model, not a curated record. The transcript is spliced from 8 exons. Bases 1 to 948 code for a protein of 315 amino acids. Lineage: Eukaryota; Fungi; Basidiomycota; Agaricomycetes; Cantharellales; Ceratobasidiaceae. Gene Ontology annotation, cellular component: Golgi apparatus; membrane.